Molecule: messenger RNA, 900 nt
Organism: Vidua chalybeata
Lineage: Eukaryota; Metazoa; Chordata; Aves; Passeriformes; Viduidae
Product: olfactory receptor 14I1-like
Exons: 4
Coding region: 406-900 (164 amino acids)
Biological process (GO): G protein-coupled receptor signaling pathway
Cellular component (GO): membrane
Molecular function (GO): G protein-coupled receptor activity
Source: RefSeq, a predicted model, not a curated record
GUUGCACAUAAGCCCCACUCCCAUCGCAGGGGUGAGUAGUGUGUCCCUGCUGACCCCACAGGCUGAGCCCUGGUUUUGUGGGAUCCAUUCCUGGGAAAUGCAAAUAUUUCUCUUAAGGUCCCCUGAGAAGGAAGAACAAACCUACAGGAGACAGUAAGUCCCUGGAGGAAUCCAAACAUCUGGAACAAAUCCUGAGUGAUGUGGAGAGACGCCGUGAUGCAGCCGGCACCUCUACACAUGCUGACAAGACCUGGAAAAGCAUGAGAAGAGUUUUCUGCUGAGGAACACCUUGUUUGGUUAAGUUGAUGGCCAUUGUGCUUGGUGCAGCACUUUGCCUGAUGAUUUGCUCUGCUGGAAUCUGGUAUUGCUGGAAGAGAAAAUGUCCAUGACUCCCAGAGUGAAGAAAUGUCCAACAGCAGCUCCAUCAGCCACUUCCUCCUGCUGGCACUGGCAGACACGCGGCAGCUGCAGCUCCUGCACUUCUGCCUCUUGCUGGGCAUCUCCCUGGCUGCCCUCCUGGGCAACGGCCUCAUCAUCAGCGCCGGAGCCUGCGGCCACCACCUGCACACGCCCAUGUUCUUCUUCCUGCUCAACCUGGCCCUCAGCCACCUGGGCUCCAUCUGCACCACUGUCCCCAAAGCCAUGCACAAUUCCCUCUGGGACACCAGCACCAUCCCCUACUCAGCAUGUGCUGCUCAGCUGUUUCUGUUUCUCUUCAUCUCAGCAGAGUUUUCCGUUCUCACCAUCAUGUGCUACGACCGCUACGUGUCCAUGUGCAAACCCCUGCACUACGGGACCCUCCUGGGCAGCAGAGCUUGUGCCCACAUGGCAGCAGCUGCCUGGGCCAGUGCCUUUCUCAAUGCUCUCAUGCACACGGCCAAUACAUUUUCCCUUUCCUGA